AGGUUUCAGCAAUGAACUAAAUUCUAGUUUAGGUAGAACUAGAUGCUUGGUGUGGUAGUAUGGGAAAGCAGGACAGCAUCGCUGAAGAAGAUCUGUCCAUGCUGGAGAGAGGCAAGAGAAACGAAGUCAGACGUCUACAAAAAUCACUGAAAUCCGCCACAGCGAAAGGUAACCUAUCAGAGCAGAGCAAGCUAUGUAACGCUCUGGGUGACAUGCUAGCUGUAUCUGGGUUUCUCAACCUGGCGCUACAAUACCACACCCAAGAUCUUGAACUCAGUGAGAAGCACGGCAAGCCCCUCGACAUAGCCGUCGCUCAUCGUAAAGUUGGAGAAGUGUUUGCCGAGUUGGGAGAGUUUCCCGCUGCCAUCUCCCACCAAGAGCAGUUCAUGAAGAUCUCCACAGAUCUGGGUGACUUGUUGGAACAGCAGCGAGCUAAUGCAACUCUGGGAAGAACUUACUAUACUCAGCUCAUGUCUGAGACAGAGGAGUCUGUUAUGGUACCGUUGAGAAAGAAGGCUGGACUGUAUUAUAUCACUGCUCUGAAGUUAGUUAAUACUCUGAGGAGCAAACGACUCUGUUCUGAGAAAGAAGUUAUGGAGAUGAGAGCCAGAUUGCACCUCAACGUUGGCCUGCUCUAUGACAAAGUCAACCCUACCAUGAGUGUCGAUUACCUGAAAAAAGCGCUGGAGGAAGCAAAGCUAAACCGAGAUGGCGCUGUGCAGCAUCUAGCGCUUCUUCAACUGUGUGAAACUUACUUGCAUAGUGGUGAACUUUCUGAGGCCCUACUCUACGGAGAACAGGCAGUAAAAGCUAGCAAAGUAAACGAAAACGAACAAGAAGAAUCAGAGAGCAGUGAAAUGUUAGCUCUCGCUCAUCUCCACUCGGAUAGCAUUCUCCUUGCUCGGCGAUGUGCCAAGAGAUCUCUGCAGAUUAACAGUGAUUUGGACAAAGCCAUGACAGUUUACAAGGCUACCAAGCUUAUCAUGUCCACACAACAGGUCGAUUUUGGCGAGACGGAAAGAGAAGUUGGUAUCCUUUCAAAAAUAUCGAACACUCUGCUGAAACUGUCACUAAACAACCAAGCUAAGAGAUGGUUGAAGAAGGAACUGGAGCUGGCUAAACACUGCGAGCUUCCUGCACCUUCCGUUGCUGAAGUGCACGGAAAGUUAGGAGAAUGUUACAGAGAGACCGGGGAGUACGAGCUAUCUCUGUAUCAUUACACCCAGCAGAUAUCUAUUGUGUCCACUGCAGCUACUUGGGCCAACAUCGCUCUUGUUUCCCUCAAAGAUAAACAGUCUUAUCAGGCGGGUAUUGGCGAGGCACACUCUCCACAAGACCAGAUACUGUGUCUUACUGCCCUCAUUGAAGUUGCUGAACACUUUGACAAACAGGAGGUGGUCAAAACUGCUAAAACAGAACUAAGUAAGAUUGAAGAAGACACUCCUGAUAGCUGCAGUAUGUCUCAAGACACCUGGAACAUGUCAGACGUGGAGAUUAGUGAAAGUGAAAGCGAAGCUAUUGACGAUGAUAGUGAAACUGCACCUAUGCGAAAGAGAAGAGCUGGGAAACUGACGAAAGUUAACGAGAAAGGGGAAACUCCCUUACAUCAAGCGUGUGUCGAGGGAAAAAUUGACAAGGUGCGUGAACUGAUAGCAAAACACGCGUCCCCCAACACACGUGACCACGCCGGCUGGACACCUCUACACGAAGCCUGUAACCACGGAUUCCUGGAGAUAGUGACAUUGCUGGUUACAGCGGGAGCUGAUAUAAAUGAUCGUGGUGGCCGUGAGUGUGGGGGUAUUACUCCUCUUCACGACGCCUCUCAGUGGGGCAACUUCUCUAUCGUCAAAUAUCUGGUUGAAAGUGGAGCUAAUAUCCUAGCCAAAGAUGACGAUGGUCGCUCGGCUCUGCAACUCGUUGAGAAUAUCCUUGAAGAUGAUCCAGACGACAUUCUCACCGACCAAAGACUAGCUAUAAAGAAUUAUCUGGCUGAAGUAAGCAAGAAUCCGCCUAAACCCCGGAAAAUUGUAAAGAAAAUGGAGCAAGAGGAAUUGUUCACCACAGGAUCCAACUCUUCGUUUUCUUAUCAAAAGGGUCUGGAACCUGUGGCAACUUCUACUCAAAGAAGUCAGAUAGUUGGCAAGGAGAACAUUUCAUCACACAAAGCAAAACAUUUGAGGGCGUCUGACAGUGCUAUUCUCAGCAGAAAACAGAUGGAUAAACUAACACUUCCUUUAAAGCAGAGAUCUUCUGAUCCACCAAGACACCCCUCUAAACGCCCUAUUGUUGAUGAUUGGCUUGUUGAAGACAGGAAUCCGUCUCCGAAACGUAAACUACCUCAAGAUCCUUUCUUGUCUAGAUCCAGCGGCAAGAAAAGACCAAAACAAUCGAAGUUAUCAAACAUUCGGAUAAAAGAUGAAGAAAGUAGUCCUGAUACCCCUGAAAUUAUCUCAAUUCCUUCUGAUCCUCCUCACAGACCCCCCUCACAGACUACCUCCGACCAUCUGCAUCCAAAACUCAGAGUAAAGAUCAAAAUCAGAGAUACCUUGUUUUUCCUCCCAGUUAAACCAAAUCAAACAAUCGCGGACCUAGCUGUAGAAGCUUCCCAACGUUACCGCUCAAAAGUUGGCAUUCUCCCCAAACUCAGUCUCACUACCAGCGACGGAGCGGAACUGGACAGCGAGGAUGUAGCAACCCAGCUCUUAGUAGACGGUGAUGAGUUGGUUGGAGUGAUAGAAGAGGCGGAACAUGUGGGACUGUUGGAGAAGUAUCUGGAAACUUGUACUCGGUUAUCAGUAGAACCGGCUCUAAAAGAGAUCUUCUCCGGAACUUUAUCUAAUGUCUCGCUGUCCAGGUCUCUAGCAUCCAGCAAACAGUUGGAGUGUUUCUUUACAACGUUACUCUGCUGCACGGGGAUUAAGAAGCUGGAUAUCUCGUUUAACCGCCUUUCUAAGGAGGUACUGAACACUUUUUGUAGUGCUGUACCUACUUUAACUUCCUUGUCAGAUAUCAAUGUGUCUGGCUGUGGCAUCAACAACACCAACUUUUUGAAAGUGUCAGAAUGUUUGUCUCAGCUUCCUUUGAGCACGUUAAAGCUGGACUAUAACAGUAUAUCAAACUGUUUUACAGCACUUGUAGAACUGAUUGUCUCAAUGCCGACCCUUAGUGUGGUAUCAGGUGUAAGUUGUACUCUGACCACUAAAACCCAUCUUUCGCCUGAACUUACGGAGAAACUAUCCGAAUGUAACAUCUCGUCGUUGGAUUUGUCACAAAAUCAUAUCCACCAUUUCCCGAAGUUUCCUCAGAGAUUAAAGUCUCUAACCCUGGGGGGAUCAAACAUAGAAAAGUCAGGGGUAAAUCUCCCAAAAACUCUGGAAAUUCUGUGUCUAGAAAACUGUGACCUGAACGAUACAAAUUUCCGGGAAAUUUUACCCGACCUCAGAAAUAUAACCUCCUUCAAAGCUCCCUUCAACCACAUAACCGGAGAAUCAGUCGUAGAUCUAGUGAUGUUAUUUCCUCGACUAUCCCUCCUGGACUUGUCCUCUAAUCCGCUAGGAGGAGAGGGUAUUGAGACUCUGAGUCUGGUGGCUCCUCCUCAUCUCACUCUACAGAACUGUAAAGCUGGUGACGUCACUGCUGACAUCAUCACAGCCCUCCACGGCUCAGUGGAGAUGUGUGAUCUGAGUUACAACAAGAUAGAUUAUCCCAGCUUUUGUAAGGAACUGUCCGAGGAGAUCAGGGAUUGUGUCACCUGCCAGGGUAAUAAGUUGAUUAUUAAAGGAGCCGCUGGGGCAGUCAGGUGACCAGAUCUGAUUUUUAAUUGGUGUUCUUUAUUUGUUGAAUUUUGUAAAUAUUUCAUUGGUUUAUUUGGUAUAUACAUUAACUUUUGUAAAUAUAUCACAUGCCGAAUUUAAAUUAAUUGAAGCUUACUGUUUACAGUGUCUACUAACUUAAUUAACAAAUAACAUGAAACCAUUUUCAAAACCAUCAUUGAUAGCUUUAUUUGUUAAUUGCUAUAAUUGACAAGCGAAAUAGCACAUCGUCGAAAGAAAAUUUACCAGACCCAGAUCAAUCGAGAUUUUCUAACAUGAAAUCUGAAAGGAUGAAGAUUUAAAGAGCGGAUCGAUGACAGUUGAAGCGGAAAACGUAGCCCCCAACUCUAGUCCCAACCUCGACACAGAACCAAAACUCAACACGCCUGAACCCUCCGACUCAAAACCCAGCUCACAGGAAACAUCAGACUCAGACCUCUCCAGAGAACACACAGACAGCUCCAUCGAAACAGAUGCGGAGAACUCCCAGCAGUUUGUAGUGCGGAACUACAGAGUUCAGGAAUGUAUGUCUAACAGAGAGGACUGGUACAGCAAGUCUAAGAACUACUGGAAGGAGGUACCCAGCACAGUAGAUGGUAUGUUAGGAGGCUACGGAUCUCUAACACACUCAGAUCUGUGUAGCUCUGCUAUGUUUCUAGCUAAACUCUACACCGGCCUGAACACAGAGCGAGCAUUAGAUUGUGGAGCUGGUAUUGGCAGGGUCACUAAAGGUUUGCUGCUCAACAUAUUUGAUAAGGUUGAGAUGAUAGACACGUGUCAGGAGCAUUUGGACAGUGCGCGAGAGUAUCUUGGGGAGGAUAUGUUUGCACGUGUACCUGCGCAGCAUUGCUGCGGGCUAGAGGACUUCCAUCCUGAGCCCAACACUUACGAUUUGGUGUGGGUACAGUGGGUCAUUAUUUAUCUUUCAGACUAUGAUUUUAUAGAACUGCUUGCUAGGUUUAAGAAAUCUCUCAAGAAAGAUGGGUAUAUUGUUGUGAAAGAUAACGUUACUAAGAACGGUUGUGAACUAGAUGAUAAUGACAGUAGUGUUACUAGAUCUGACUAUCAGUUAAAACAGAUUUUCAAACGAGCUGGUCUUGAAAUUGUCGUGGAUUCUUUUCAGAAAAACUUCCCUCGAGAGUUAUUUAAAGUUAAGUACUAUGCAAUGAGGUAGCACAUUUUCAGGCGUUACUAUUCUGCAAUUAUGUUUGUUCCCUUUCUUCAGCGUGAAAGGGACUAAGGUAGCGCAUUUCCCGGAUUUCUCACUUCUGUAUUUUUGUUUAGUAUAUUUCUUCAGGCAGCGUGUAUAAAACAUUUUAAUGACCUAAUAUGGGCACGCAAUAAUUUGUUUAUUUAUCUAUUUCAGCAUAUGUUUCGUAACAAGAA
Molecule: messenger RNA, 5198 nt
Organism: Bolinopsis microptera
Lineage: Eukaryota; Metazoa; Ctenophora; Tentaculata; Lobata; Bolinopsidae
Product: tonsoku-like protein
Exons: 10
Coding region: 60-3803 (1247 amino acids)
Biological process (GO): replication fork processing; double-strand break repair via homologous recombination
Cellular component (GO): nuclear replication fork
Molecular function (GO): protein binding
Source: RefSeq, a predicted model, not a curated record